Epinephelus lanceolatus (giant grouper) is the source of this 2100-nucleotide messenger RNA. It is a transcript of the gene asnsd1, whose product is annotated as asparagine synthetase domain containing 1. Gene Ontology annotation, molecular function: asparagine synthase (glutamine-hydrolyzing) activity. The record is from RefSeq and is a predicted model, not a curated record. NCBI's taxonomy places the organism in Eukaryota, Metazoa, Chordata, Actinopteri, Perciformes, Serranidae.
GACUGACCUUCACCACAACAAUGUGUGGCAUCUUCUGUCUGUUGAGUCUGUCACCUGCUCAGUUAGAGUGGGACAAAACAGUCCAUGAACAUUUGCAGAGAAGAGGGCCCAACUGGAAUCAGGAUCUCACAGUCAGAGGCACAAAUCCCUGCUAUCAGUGUUUAUUCUCUGCCCAUGUUCUUCACAUGAGAGGUCUUCUCACACCCCAGCCAGUACAAGACAACACUGGAAAUGUCCUGGUGUGGAACGGGGAGAUUUUUGGCGGUCUCCCAGUGCUGCCAGAGGAAAAUGACACUGCUGUUGUCUCACAGCGGCUUUCAUCCUGCAGUAGCUCUUCAGAGAUUUUGUCAGUCCUGUCCCGUGUACGUGGACCAUGGGGGUUUGUUUACUACCAGAGGGCUGGAGACUACCUCUGGUUUGGCAGAGACUUCCUUGGUAGGCGGAGUUUGCUGUGGAAAUUCGAUGCGGAGGACCAGGCCUUGACCCUGACUUCUGUGGCAGCCCACAGCUCUGGACAUGCACAGUCUGCUUGGCAAGAGGUCCCAGCAGUUGGUGUGUAUCGGAUUGACCUGAAGGCAGUUACAGAAGCUGGCUCUGUGACAUUUGAGGUUUAUCCCUGGGCUCAUGGGGGAAAUGAUCUAGUCUUGAGCUGCAGUCAAACUAUAUUGGAGUCUGUCCCCAGUGGCUGCGCUGCUGUGAUGAACCAGUCUGGCCUUGUACUCACCUCACCUGUGUGUCCUCUAAAUACAUCCAUUCCAGAGUCAUUAAAUGAGAAAGAAAUUGAUCCAAAGUCAUAUUCAUGUGUUCAGGAUCUGGAGCAGCUGCUUGCAAGCAAAGAGAAAAACAGUGAGGUGAACCAUCUUAUUGAUGUUCUCAGUGAGGCAGUAAGGCGACGUGUUCAGUCUUUGCCAUUCAGGGUACAAGAAGAGUGCCCUCCCUCUACUAACAAUGCUAGUAUUGCUAUACUUUUUUCAGGAGGUAUUGAUUCAAUGAUCCUGGCUGCCUUAGCUGACCGUCACGUACCUGCUCAUCAACCAAUAGACCUUCUGAAUGUAGCAUUCAAGCUACAGGAGCCAAAGAAGCAGAAAGAGUCUGCAAAGAAACCCAAAAAGCACAAAUACAAGCCAACAGAUUCUAAGAGUGAUGAAGCUGAUCCCCAAAUAUCCAGCCCCUUUAAUGUUCCAGACAGAAUCACCGGAAAAGCUGGCCUUCAGGAAUUACAAGACUUGAAUCCUGAAAGAAGAUGGAAUUUUGUCGAAAUCAAUGUAACAAAAGAGGAGUUGCAGGAAGUCCGCCAGGAGCGCAUUUGUCAUUUGGUGCAUCCAUUGGAUACGGUGCUUGAUGACAGCAUUGGAUGUGCUGUGUGGUUUGCAGCAAGAGGGACAGGGUUCAUCGCAGAGGACAGUGACCGGAGGCCCUUCACAUCAACAGCAAAGGUAAUUCUGACAGGAAUCGGAGCAGAUGAGCAGCUGGCAGGUUACUCAAGACACAGAGUCCGAUUUAAGAUGUCUGGACAUGAGGGACUGAUCCAGGAACUGGCCAUGGAGCUGAGCAGGAUCCCUUCCAGGAAUUUGGGAAGAGAUGACAGAGUGAUAGGGGACCAUGGGAAAGAGGCCAGAUUUCCCUACUUGGACGAGGAUGUGGUGAGCUACUUGAAUUCUCUGCCGGUGUGGGAGAAGGCAGACUUGUCACUCCCUCGGGGUGUCGGGGAGAAACUGCUCCUGAGACUGACGGCGAAGCAGCUGGGCCUAGGCCAGUCAGCAGUCUUGCCCAAGAGAGCCAUGCAGUUUGGCUCCCGCAUCGCCAAGAUGGAGGACAGUCAAGAAAAGGCCUCUGACAAAUGCACAAGACUCCUAACUGAGUAGACAAAUCUCUGGUUUUAAUUAAAAGAGUAUAAAAAUCAUUUUUAGUAGAAAAGAUCAAUAUAAAAUUACAUACAAUUGAGAUUAUAGGCCUAUUUACAUUAGUUAUUGAUUUACUGUCACAGACAGAUUCUUGAAGUUUGCAAAAAGUUCACAUUUGACUAUCUGUUUUGUGUGUGCUGGUCUUGGAUAAAUUUUUUAACAUGGCAUAAUAAAUAUGGUAUUUUCCUCUACACCA